Messenger RNA from Chrysemys picta bellii (western painted turtle), 762 nucleotides. The record is from RefSeq and is a predicted model, not a curated record. NCBI's taxonomy places the organism in Eukaryota, Metazoa, Chordata, Testudines, Emydidae.
AUGCUACUGCCGCUACUCCUGCUUCCCAUGGCCGUUCUCCUGCCCCCCAGGGCUUGGGCUGGGGAGAUCAUCGGGGGACAGGAAGCCCGGCCUCACUCCAGACCCUACAUGGCCUUUGUGAAGAUAGAGACAGAAAGAAAAGGAGGAAGAAUGUGUGGAGGGUUCCUGAUCCGGGAUGAUGUGGUGGUGACGGCAGCUCAUUGUAUUCCCAGCACCAUCACUGUGCUCCUGGGGGCCCACAACAUUUCUGUACAUGAACCUGGGAUCAUGCAGGAGAUCCGGGUACGUCAUCGAAUCUCCCACCCACAAUACAACGGUGAAACAGAUGAAAAUGACAUCAUGCUGCUACAGCUGAGGCGCAAAGCCAAUCUGACCGAGACUGUGGACACCAUCCUCUUACCCAGGAAUAAGGUGAAACCGGGGGCUGUGUGCAGUGUGGCCGGCUGGGGCCAGACUAGUAGCAAGGUAAAUGCCCAGUCCUUCCAGACCCUGCAGGAGGUGGAACUGACGGUGAUGAGCAAGGACAUCUGUCUGUCCCGACCCUAUCUGCGCUAUGACCCGUCCGUGAUGCUGUGCGUGGGGGAUCCCAAGGAGAGGAGGGCGUCCUUCCGGGGUGACUCCGGGGGCCCCCUGGUCUGUAAAGGGAAGACCCAGGGCAUAGUCUCCCAUGGCAGCGCUGAUGGGUCACCACCCAGGCUGUUCACCAAGGUCUUCAAAUAUGUCUCCUGGAUCAAGAAAACUUUGCGCAAGCUGAAGCCUUAG